This is a messenger RNA of Haemonchus placei, 375 nucleotides long. Lineage: Eukaryota; Metazoa; Nematoda; Chromadorea; Rhabditida; Trichostrongylidae. The record is from the annotation of a GenBank genome assembly.
AUGAAGUUCAUCUUUCUUGUCUGUGUGGGCCUUCUCGUAGUAGCAGCCAAUGCUGUUGAACAGCAGGAGCAGGAGGAUGAGAGUGAACUUGCUGUAGCUGAAGAGAACAACGACGGUGUUGCCGUCUCAUUGGAGAAACUGGAGAGUGACGAUGAGAUUGAUACUGCCCUUGAGGCUACACGAGUGAAACGAGGAGUUCGAAGUCGCAAGGCUAUCCAGAGAUUCAAGCAUCGCCGCGCUCGUGCUCUACGCCGCCGACACGCCAAGAAUAUCCGUCGAGCUGCCGCUAAGCGAGCACGACACCACCGCCGCGCACGCAAGGUCCAUCGUCGUAUCGCCAGAAACCGCCGUCGCCAAAGACUCGCCCGGGGAUAA